GUAGACCAUGAGUGUGACCAUAGGUGACUAUAGCACACAUUUUUAUUCUUUAUCAAUAUUCAAUUCAUUUCAUACUCUUCACAGUAAGUUAUAGACUAUAGAGCAAUUUUAUGACGAGUGGGUCAUAACUCCUAAAUUGCAAUUUUAAGAUAGUGGUCGUGUAUGUCCAAUUACAAAUAAUCGUUAUUUCCUGUAAAUACUAGAUUGCUAAUUAUUUAAUUUAAAAGUUUAACAUUUGUAAAAAUAUUAUCUUUUAAAAUGGAGAACGUCUUAGAAAAACAACUAUUGAAAGUUGCAGAAACAAUCGAGCAAAAGCUCGAUCAAGAAAUACAGAAACUUGAUGAGUUAGAUUUAGAUAGUAUUGAAAAUAUAAGAGAACAUCGUUUGCAACAAAUGAAAAAAAUGAUCAAACAGAAGGAAGAGUGGAUGGCUAAAGGACAUGGAGAAUAUGAAGAACUAAGUGAUGAGAAAAGUUUCUUUGAAAAAUCAAAACUGAGUCCAAACAUGGUGUUACAUUUUUAUAAAGAUGGAUCAACUCGUUGCAAAAUAGUUGAUCAUCAUUUGAAAAUAUUAUGUGCACAACAUUUAGAAACACGUUUUGUUAAACUGAAUGUUACACGUUUUCCUUUUCUAACAGAACGCAUGAAAAUUCGAGUCAUACCGACUAUUGUGUCAAUAGUUGAUAGUAUAUCUAAAGACUUUAUUGUUGGAUUUACUGAACUGGGAAAUUGUGAUGAUUUCUCUACUGAGAUGUUGGAAUGGCGUUUAGCACGUUCACAAGUGAUUGAUUACAAGGGAGACUUACUUAAUCCACCAGAUGUAGUCAAGAACAACCGAACAACAUUAUUAGAGAAAAAUAAAACAAUAAGAAGUAAUGUAGGAAAUGAUUCAGAUGGUCUAGAUUCAGAUUAGCCUAUUCUGAUAUGUUAAACUUGUAUACUAAUCAUCUAAUCAAAUUAUAAAUUAAUGUUUCCUAACACUAAUAAAUAUUAAUCCCACUACUGUAGAGUAUUUUAUACAUUCCUACUAGGUUCUUUAUUCAUUGAAUAAUAUGCAAGUAUAAUUUUUAUUUUAUUUUUUCUAUGUUUUAAUAUUAUUCUUUUUUUUUAAUUAUUUCAAAAUAUUCUGAUUAAUUUAUAAAUUGCUUAUUUCCAGUAUAUACAAAAAAAAAAUAGUAAUUAAGUUUAUAUUAACUUUUUAAUUAUUCUACAUUAUAAUGUAUAUUUAUUUUUACUUAUCUUUCUUUGAAAAACUCUAUAUGAUCUGUUAAAAAAAAAAAAAAUAAUACUAAUUUAUGUGAUUGUUUUAAAAUUGAAUAUUAUAACACUCACUGCCACAUGAGUUAGUUAGUUUAUAAUACAGCAUUUAAUUUACUUUUUAAGUAAUAAUUUAAUCUUAUAACACUUAGAUACUUAAGUAUUUGAUUUUCUAAAUUAUUUCAAAACAAGAUUAUUUUUUUAUUAUUAAAACAAAUUUAAUGUAUUAUAUUUUUUA
Aphis gossypii (cotton aphid) is the source of this 1494-nucleotide messenger RNA. RefSeq names its product thioredoxin domain-containing protein 9. The coding region runs from base 259 to 912 and encodes 217 amino acids. Gene Ontology annotation, cellular component: cytoplasm. Gene Ontology annotation, biological process: microtubule cytoskeleton organization. The transcript has 3 exons. The record is from RefSeq and is a predicted model, not a curated record. Lineage: Eukaryota; Metazoa; Arthropoda; Insecta; Hemiptera; Aphididae.